Messenger RNA from Aspergillus tubingensis, 1734 nucleotides. RefSeq names its product cytochrome P450. NCBI's taxonomy places the organism in Eukaryota, Fungi, Ascomycota, Eurotiomycetes, Eurotiales, Aspergillaceae. The record is from RefSeq and is a predicted model, not a curated record. The transcript is spliced from 3 exons. The coding region runs from base 1 to 1734 and encodes 577 amino acids. Gene Ontology annotation, molecular function: heme binding; monooxygenase activity; iron ion binding.
AUGGCCUUGUUCCUUGAUCUUUUGGACACUAUAAAGGAGAAAGGCCCUCUCCUGGCAGCUGCUGGAGUCAGUGCCCAUGUUUUCUACUGGUCACGCGGGGAACGCGGCGCCAAGGAGGGCCGUGCUUGGGUUUAUGCCAAUCUGCUCGUGAAUAUUCUAGCCCUACUCACCACAGUUAACAACAAUGGAAGUUGGACAAGCAUCUAUGCAUGGCUUCUCCGCAUCGGUAAUGUGUCCAUACUAAACAUCUGCUUCUAUGUCUCCCUCUUCACCUCGAUGCUAAUCUACCGCGCGUUCUUCCAUCGUCUACAUCAUUUUCCGGGACCAUUCUCUCUCAAGCUCUCCAAGUUCGUAACCGGAUACGAGAACCUCGAGAAAAACCGAAACUUCGAACGGGUAUGGAACCUACAUAGACAGUACGGGGAUAUUGUCCGAACAGGGCCCCAGGAACUUAGCAUCCUGUCGGCUGAAGCCAUCGAUGUCAUCUAUGGACCUUCAAGCAAAUGUACCCGUGGCCCGUGGUAUGAUCGUCUAAAGGGUUCGGGUGACUUCACGCAUGACUAUGCCGUGUUUCAUAUGCGUGAUCCGGCCGUGCACUCGCAGCGGAGGAAGGCUCUUUGGGAUAAGGUGUUUAGUGGAAGAGCACUGAAAUCUUACCAACCAAUGGUCAUCCGCACGACGGAAAAGUUCCUCGACGCUUUGGCGCACCGUGUCAACAAACCGCUUUCUGUCCCCAGUACCAUGUCACUUCUCAGCUACGAUAUCAUGGGAGUCGUAGGCUGGGGCUAUUCCUUCAAUAAUAUCGAGACGUGGGAGUUGAACCCUAGUCUGAGCUUCGUCAAGAACAUGAGAAAUGGCCAACAUGUCAUGGUACAUACGCCGUGGCUUAUCAGCUUGUUGAUGAGCCUGCCCGGUGCUGGUAGUGCUAUUCGGGAGUAUGGAAAUUGGAUCCAAGAUCGAAUCCAGGAGAAGCGGAAGCAAGAAGAAGUAAAUGAAGUGCCUGGGGAGGAUAUUAUGACGAGGAUGCUUCCGUCUAUGCGCGAUUUAUCCAAGAAGGCGUUGUAUAGUGAAGGAGAGCUGCUUGUUAUUGCUGGAGGAGACACCAGUUCCGUCACAAUGAGCGUCAUAAUCUACCACUUGGCCCUCGACCAAUCCAUCCAGCGCAAACUCCAAGCCGAACUCGACUCCGCAUCAUCGAAGCGCCAAACAGAAUCAACACCCCCCACCGAAUCCCCCGAAGACACCUACUACCGCUCCAUAUCCUCCCUUCCCUACCUGAAUGCCUGCGUCAGCGAAGCCCUCCGUAUCCAGCCCCCGGUGCACGGUGGAAUCCAGCGCAAAACACCACCAGAAGGCAUCCACAUUCCCAAUGAUAAGGGAACCUCCACCUUCAUCCCGGGAGAUACAAUAGUCAGUGUGCCGAUUCUACCCGUCCAGAACGAUCCUCGGUACUAUCGAAACCCGGAGGAGUACGUUCCCGAGCGCUGGACGGACGAGAAACCGGAUUGGAUUAUGCAUAAAGCGGCAUAUUUCCCGUUUGUGGGCGGUACGUAUAGUUGUGUUGGGAAGGGGCUGGCUUAUAUUGAGUUAAGGGUUGUGGUGGCGAUGCUGUUUGGGAGAUUUGAUGUGCGGUUGGCGGAUGGGGAGGAUGGGAGGAGGUUUAGGGAGGAGACGAGGGAUACGUUUGUGGCGAAUUUGGGGGAGUUGAAGGUUGUGUUUAGUAAGAGGAGGUGA